AUGGCUCCCAAGAAGUCGAAGAAGGACCAGAACAGCAUCAACUCCAAGUUGGCGCUGGUCAUGAAGUCCGGUAAGGUCGUUUUGGGCUACAAGUCGACCCUCAAGAGCCUGCGUUCCGGCAAGGCCAAGCUCAUCCUCAUUGCUGGCAACACUCCCCCUCUCCGCAAGUCUGAGCUUGAGUACUACGCCAUGUUGUCCAAGGCCCCCGUUCACCACUUCUCCGGCACCAACAUUGAGCUCGGUACUGCCUGCGGUAAGCUCUUCCGCUGCGGCACCAUGGCCAUCAUCGAUGCCGGUGACUCCGACAUCCUCAGCGACCAGGUUGCUUAA
This is a messenger RNA of Colletotrichum truncatum, 330 nucleotides long. RefSeq names its product 60S ribosomal protein eL30. The record is from RefSeq and is a predicted model, not a curated record. Gene Ontology annotation, molecular function: RNA binding; structural constituent of ribosome. NCBI's taxonomy places the organism in Eukaryota, Fungi, Ascomycota, Sordariomycetes, Glomerellales, Glomerellaceae. Gene Ontology annotation, cellular component: cytosolic large ribosomal subunit.